Molecule: messenger RNA, 1572 nt
Organism: Stegodyphus dumicola
Lineage: Eukaryota; Metazoa; Arthropoda; Arachnida; Araneae; Eresidae
Biological process (GO): heme transport
Cellular component (GO): plasma membrane; lysosomal membrane
Molecular function (GO): heme transmembrane transporter activity; heme binding
Source: RefSeq, a predicted model, not a curated record
UUCACUACAUGCGAAUGGAAAACAGGUUUUAUCACUGCUGAAAUUAUCAGCGAAACGCCGCCUUCACAAUGCAGUCUCAAAGUAUUCAUCUGUGAAGUCGACUCCGUUCUUUCUAGUCUCGUUUCCUCGUGCUACUGGCGAAAUACUACGAUUCAAUGGAACAACGACGGCGCUGCAUAAAACUGAAAGCUAUUUUUGCAAUACUUGGUAUUGUAGCCGGAGUAUCUAUUUUAAUUUGCUUCAUCUACUAUAAGAACGCUAAUGCUGCAGCUUGGGGCCUGUUAACUGGUAUAUUUGCAUCCGUUGUUUACAGUUUACAUCGGUCAUAUUUGAACAAUACCAUGCAUCUGAAAUAUACAGCAGAGACUCUAAGGAUAACGAAAAUAUGUGGGAUACUUUGCAGCCUCUUAGCUAUAUUGUCUUCCAUAACCUACUUCACUUUAGCCGCAGUGUUAAAGCAAGGAUAUAAAAUAGAAGAUGAUGGUUAUGCUCCAGCAGGCGUUUUCGCUCUUCUCGCUUUAAAGUGGACUUUUAUGAUGUUCUGGGAAGGUAGACGAUAUGAAAAUUUCCUAAAAAAUUAUCCUGAAAGCGAUCAUGACAGUGAAGUCAGAAGUAUUCAAACAAGUAAUGCACCCAUGCAAUAUGGAGCGUGAAUUUCGUACAGUAAUAUCAAAUGUCUGCUGGAGUACUUUGAUAAAUGAAGAAUCUGUUAGGACAUACACAGUUAGAGUGAUAUAGUAACAAGAACCACAAAAACGUAGAUGAAAGUGGUGUAAGUAUAGUACAUUUAAAAAUUCCCUUCAAGAACAAUUUUUUUUUUUUUUUUUUUUUAAAGGUAAUUCUUAGGUGAUAAGAUUUUUCCAGCAUUUAGAAUAAAAUUGAGAAGAAAAUUUUAAAAUAUUUAGUGCAUAUAUCAUUUUCCCUAUCAGUGACUGAAAAUAAACAAAACACUCUGACAUUUAUUGCAUGUUCAAAAAUCAAACUUCACAGUUGCAAAGAUCUUCAGCUAUAGAACGAAAAACAAAUUCAUAAAAUUUUAUACGUGGAUGUUAUUUGAAUGACCAAAUCGAUGAUUGAAAGAGAGUUUCGUCAUCUUUGUGACGGGAAUAAAACCAAACCAUAAAUAAACUGAAAAUGAGUUAAUGAUUAUGUUACUUUGUGGGGAAAAAGAUAAAUGUGAAAAGUUGCAUUCAUUAUGUAAUGCUGUGUUAUAUGCAGCACUGGAAAUUGAAAGACUUCAUACUUUUACUGACAAUGUGAUACUAUUAUGAUGAAUAUAUAUAUCUUUAAAUAGUUUUUGCAAGAUUUAAAUGCAUGAGAAAACUACUUACUUCUGCUGAAGCAUAAACUAAUUUAUGCAUAAUUACAUAUAUAUAUAUAUAUAUAUAUAAGUUCAGUUUGACACGCCGAUGCAUACGAGGAGCUGUAAAUAGUAAAUCUCAGGGCACUUAUUUUUAUUUCAUUUCACUGUGAUUACAUUUUGGAAAUGGAUGUAAAUAUAAAAUAUCUGAAUAUAUUUUCUACAAUACUUUAGAUAUUUCAAUAAAAAAAGAAAAAUUUUAUUUACAUGCA